AUGGAUCUCAACGAAGCUGCCUGGCUACCUGCCAAGUGUGCACCUCUUCAGGUGAAACAAGCUCCAUUCACUGCCCCGGCUGCUCAUCAGAUUGUGGUCAGGAACGCUGCUGUUGCCAUCAACCCGGUCGACUGGUGCAAGCAACUCAUGGGAAAUAUGAUGUUCAGUUUCGUCAAGUAUCCAUUCAUCCUUGGCAAUGACUGUGCCGGUACCGUUGCACAAGUCGGCGACGCUGUGAGUCGCUUCAAGAUCGGCGAUCGUGUUCUCGCCCACGCCAUUGGGAUGGACCCCAAUGUCAACCAGCCGACCGAGGGUGCUUUUCAAAAGUUUGCCAUCAUCCGUGACAAUAUGGCUGCCCUGAUCCCAGAGUGGAUGUCCUUCGAAGAGGCUUGCGCACUCCCUCUCGGCCUGUCUACUGCCGCAUGCGCUCUGUUCCAGAAAGACUUCCUCGCUCUCAACAAUCCGGAUAUCGCCAACCUCGGUACAUUGGACGCACCCGCCGACCCUCGCGAGGUCGUGCUUGUUUGGGGAGGAUCUUCCAGUGUUGGCAGCAAUGCGAUUCAACUUGCCAAAGCAGCCGGAUACGAGGUCAUUGCUACUGCCUCUCCUCACAACUUCGAUUACGUCCACAAGCUCGGUGCCAACGAGGCCUUCAACUACCAAAGCGACACAGUCGUGAAGGAUAUCAUCGAAGCUUUGGGCGACAAGAAGGUUGCUGGCGCGAUCGCCAUUGGAAACGGAUCAGCCGAGGCUUGUAUUGAUAUUCUUUCACGCACCCGUGGCAACAAGUUCGUGGUUCAGAUCAGUUUCAAGUUUCCACCCAAGGUUCCCUCCACUACCUUUGGAUUUGUACAUGCUAUGGCCGGCUUGGUAUGGUCCAACAUCGCCAUCUUCAUGAAGUCGAAAAUUUCCGGCGUGAAGACGAAGAUGGUCUUUGGCAGCACCUUGGCUCACAACGAAGUCGGCAAUUUGAUUUAUCGAGACUUUUUGCCUGGAGCUUUGGAAGAGAAAAAGUAUCAAGCCGCUCCUAAGGCGGUCUUGGUGGGAAAUGGGCUCGGGCAGAUUCAAGAAGCCAUGAACCGACACAUGAACAGAGGUGCAUCUGCCGAGAAGUAUGUGGUCUCCAUUUGA
Messenger RNA from Penicillium salamii, 1131 nucleotides. NCBI's taxonomy places the organism in Eukaryota, Fungi, Ascomycota, Eurotiomycetes, Eurotiales, Aspergillaceae. The record is from the annotation of a GenBank genome assembly.